This is a messenger RNA of Funneliformis geosporum, 925 nucleotides long. NCBI's taxonomy places the organism in Eukaryota, Fungi, Glomeromycota, Glomeromycetes, Glomerales, Glomeraceae. The record is from the annotation of a GenBank genome assembly.
AUGAUGUUUGGUGGGAUGGAAAUCAAUGAUGAAUUAGGCAUGUUAAUUAGAAUACUAUUAUUAAUUCUUUCACAUACUCGGGGUGACCGUAAAAAAGCAAAAGAGUGGAAUGAUAAGCGUCCACCAGGUCAGAUUCACGUCCACCAACCAAUUACCGGGAAUGGAAAUAUAUGUAUUAGCAGAUCAUCAACAUCAGGUUCAACACCACAGACCAUUAAUUCAGACGAAAACGGUGGACCUGUUGUUGAUUAUACCCAAGAUAUUGAGGCCACAAUAAUUGAUGAAACACUCGAAACCUUGGCCAGAGAAACCCUCGCUAGAAAUGGAGAAUGGAUUAUUUGUUUUGGUAGGGUAAAUGUUCGUGAGUCAUUAAAAAAAUGGAAGUGCGAAAAGGAUCGUCCCCAUAAUGAAAAUAAAAGUUUCGAUCCUCCAAAACUACCUAAUAUUAAUUGUGACGAAAUCAAAGAAUUAAUCAUUAAAAUGGUCAAGGCGUCUGAUUUUCGAAAAGCAGUCCAUGAAAACUUCCUAUCAACAAGAAAUGAUGAAAGUAAAGAAUUCGCAUGGAUCAUCUUGCCAAUUCUUUUGAUCAUGGGAAUGACCUUCUUCAUCCCAAUAUGUCAGAAAGGAUGUAUCGAGAAAAUUUUUAUAACACCUGUAAUUCGAAGUUUAUUUCGAAAAAAAAAUAUGUACCUGGAUCUCCUUUUUGGUGAGAUCGAUGCUGUCUGGGCAACAAAACCUCCAAAAGUUGAGUUUGCUAUUUGCGAAGUUAGUGGACCUCCUAAUCAACGACAAAAUUCACAUUUUUUUACCGAUAAAAUAAAGAUUAGAAAAAUGGUAAAAAUAAUGUUAAACAGGAUAGUUCGAGUUUUCGGUGGAAAUAGUUCAAUUUUCAUUUUAUUGAAGCUUUACGGCUUGCAGAUUUAUG